AUGGCCAUCUCAAAGCUCCGUCUUAUUUGCUUCGCCGCUAGCUUGGUGAGCGCCAACUCGCGCUUCCUUGCGCCGGUUCAAGACAUUAAUCUUCCGGCUAGCGAGACUGCUGAGCACCCGUUGGAGCACCUCGGCGCUAAUGGCCCUUGGUAUGCAGAUCUCUACAACGAGGGCGAAGAGUUCAUGGUCUGGGCCAACAACUAUUCCCGAGUUCUACAGACUGCGAAACUUUUUGUCCGUGGCUUUUUGGGGACCAACGCCACCUUGUUCGGAGAUAUCGUAUCAGUCACUUCAAAAGGUUUUCCUGGCGGGAUCGGCGAUUCUUUGGCCCCGUCGGAUAUGUGUCCGACGUUUGCUGACACGGAAGGCGGCGACUACGUCUCUCAAUGGAACGAUGUCUGGAUCCCCCCCGUCCUCGAGCGCCUGCAAGCCUUGAUUACCGGCAAUCUCACGCUCACCGAGAACGAUGUGUCGCAAAUUCCCUAUCUGUGCGGAUAUGAAAGCCAGAUCACCGGCCGCCUGUCACCUUGGUGUGAUAUAUUCUCGGACGAGGAUUUCCUCCAGUAUGAGUACUUCCAAGACCUGCGUUACUACUAUGGAGUUGGUCCUGGCACGGACAUCCCAUCCAAGAUGAUGACGCCGUACUUGAACGCGCUUAUGGCCCUGUUUGGCGAAGGCCCUUCCGUUACCGGAAAACGGACCGACGGAAGCACGUUCACGCUACCGAAGCUCAUUGUCUCUUUUCUCAACGAUGGACAGCUUAAUGAGCUUGUGACAGCCUCUGGAGUUAUGGACUCCCAAGCUCCGCUUUCUCCCACUGAGAAAGAUGAUGACCGCGCUUGGGUCAGUUCUAGAUACACCACGAUGCGAGGUACCAUCGCGUUUGAGCGACUUAAUUGUGCUGUUUCUGGCAAUGGCACGUAUGGAAACGCUACUCACGCCUCUCCCCCAGUCAAGAGAUGCUCCAACUCGACUGCGCCAUCUCCUCCUAGCGGAUCCCACAAUGCAACCUAUGUUCGUAUCCGUUUGAACGACGCCGUUUAUCCUUUGCCUUCUUGCAAGAACGGACCCGGAUCUUCAUGUCUACUGGAAGAUUACAGGAAGUACGUGUCCAACAAGCUCGACUCCGAGGGCAACUGGAUCACGAACUGCAAUGUUACUGCUGCGGGGGCACCAUCAACCGUGAAGGGAGCAAGCUUUUACACAGACUUGACCAGCCCGUGGUUGAGUCAUGUGGCUCCUUGA
Messenger RNA from Colletotrichum chrysophilum, 1245 nucleotides. RefSeq lists its product as uncharacterized. Gene Ontology annotation, cellular component: fungal-type cell wall. The transcript is spliced from 2 exons. The record is from RefSeq and is a predicted model, not a curated record. Lineage: Eukaryota; Fungi; Ascomycota; Sordariomycetes; Glomerellales; Glomerellaceae. Gene Ontology annotation, molecular function: acid phosphatase activity. The coding region runs from base 1 to 1245 and encodes 414 amino acids.